AUGGACGAAUUAGAUCGCUUCUCCGAACAAGUCAGACGUUUGAAACCGCGAUCAAUUUUUCCUGAUGAAAAUAUCGAAUUCGCUAAUAACGCCGAUAUGCUGCAACAUCCAUCAACUUUUGCGCAAUCUUCAACAAAAAAUAUUCCGCGUGAACGAAUUAUUCCCAUCAAACUGAUCGAUCAACACUCAACAAAUGUUAGAACAUCAACAGCUCUAAAAGACUGGAAUUCCUCCGCAACACCUGUAAUCAAACGAUAUGUCUAUGAUCCGGAAAUAAUAACACAUAGAGAAUACGGAAAUAUUCAGAAAGGAGGAAAAGUACCAGCUGAAGAAUAUGCUAAUAUUCCAAAUUAUGGCACAAUAAUAUCAAAAUAUAAGCCGCACGAGACAUUGAUCAAUGAUAUUCCACAAGAAAAUCAAAUCAUAACGAAACAAUUGUUGUCAUCAAAUAAAAAUGGAGUAGGAAAUGUGUAUAUGAGAAGUAUUCCGCCACCAGAAUACAGAACUGAAGCGGUAGCUGCUAUUCAUCAAUUAUCAAAUGAUGACAGAGAAGGAAAAGCAAAGAUGAAAAAACCAGUGCAAACUGUGGUCGAUAUCGAAUCACAACAAAAGACGUUGCAUUCGCAAUAUCCAAAAUCAGCUGUUCAACGGCAAAUUGCUAGGCGCAUAUCUGGCGGAUCGGAACAUUCUAAAAGCUAUGGUAUACCAUCGCAGCAACAUCGGUUAGAAAAAAAUCGUCAAAUCAGACAAACGGAACAAGUAAUUAAAAAAUUGGAAGACGAUAUCCCAACUACAAGAAAUAUUAUUCAAAACAUAGCUUUUCAACAAGUGAACGAUCAAGAACGUGAGAGUUACGUGAUAAAACCGGAAAUGAAACGUUCUAAAUUACCGUUUUUUAUGCGAUUAUUCAAGAAGAAACGACGGCAUUCUACAAGUCCCACUGAUGCACAGAAACAGUUAGAUAAUAGCUUUGAGCAACCUCGGGCAUUAGAAACUAAUAUUGAUCAAAGCAUACAUUCGCCAUUAAGAAGUUAUGGACGGUUGGUACGUGAUGAUGAGAUGGAGGAACGACCCCAGGAUGGAACGAUUUAUUUGUCUGAGGAAAGCGCUACAACGGCAACAAUUCCUCGACAAGAUUUUCGUGCAGAAAAAGCUGCGAUUGGUAUGAAAUCCGGUUAUGACGGUAAUGAAAAUGAUGAAUUGCUUCAUGUCAAACAGUUAAAUCUUGAAGAAGGCCUCACACCACAUCCAUAUAAAACAGAGCCAUGCAUAGAAGUAGCAGUCGUAAAUCGUAAAAAGGAUUAUUCGGCUGAGCGUAAAAUGAAGUUGUUGAAGUUGUUGUGUUGCCUUUUCUGCCCAGUUACUUGUGCUAUUGCUAUUGCUGUUCUACUUAUUAUGCUUCUUUUUGUUUUUUGA
This is a messenger RNA of Cercopithifilaria johnstoni, 1416 nucleotides long. The record is from the annotation of a GenBank genome assembly. Lineage: Eukaryota; Metazoa; Nematoda; Chromadorea; Rhabditida; Onchocercidae.